GCGAAUAAUGGCGUUAUUUGGUGUUUGAACGUUCGGCACCGCGCACAGCGUCCGGCUGCCCUUGUGUAGCAGAUCGCGUUCGUCGCUUGAUCCUGCGUUGAAGUCGUUUGUUCGUUCAGCUCGGUACGGCUUUCCAUCGUAGCAAAACGGUGCAAGAAAGUGGUGAACGUUGGGGAAGCUUAGUGAGGCGGAGCUUUUUGUUGGUGAUUGAUGAGUUUCAACGAUAAGGAUCAUUAGGUACACAACGGAAGCUGCCGCUCGGGUGCGGGUGAUUUAUGUUUGAACGAGUGAAAUACGACAUCGACAUCGACGUAAACUGCCAGUGACAUAACAGCCGAAACAGGUGCCAAUGUUAAGCUGAGGUGAAACGUUUACGCCGUUAUCGUAGCAUAGCGACCGGAAACCAUCUCAAAUCCCAACCCCAGAAGAUUCAUAAACCAUCCCCGAUACACAGCCGAAAGGCUACUGCAUGACAGGAUGAAGGUUUCACUGUACAUAAUAUUAAUCUCGAUCUUGCUCAGCAAGCAUUACGCGUUAUCGCACAUAAUCAGGAAACGGCAACUCUUUCGCGAGCAAGUGCUGCCGCAUGCCGGAGGCAAAAUACCGGACUCGGCCUUUUUAACCGAUCGUUUGGCGCUGAACCGGCUGCAGAAGGAUGGCAUUGCCGUGCCGGACGGUGUGCUGCUCGAGCAGCGCCAGUACCAGGUGUACCCGCACCAGCACCGUACCGUACGGCCAACGUUCCGCGUCGUGCAGACGCCGGACAAUCGGUACAUCUCGCCGGAGGGCGAGUACAGCCACAAUGCGCUGGCGACGGUCGAUACGACGUACUUGAUACCGCACGCCGGUGACAAAUUGCUGCUGCAUGAUCAUCCCCAUCAUCGGCCGCCCCAUUACGCCAUCCCGAAGGCACCGAUCCUCAAGGAACUUCGGCUGCCGAACUAUGCCGUGUUUAAUUUCGACUACAAAAAGAAGAAACCGCACGUGGGAGGAGCAGUGGUCCAGCUGGGGAAGGUCCCGCUGGGCUCGUACGAACACUAUCGCCCACCGAAGCCAUUGGACGGUGGAUGGGCCCAGAGAUUACCUCAAGAUUUUGUGAGCUACCAUGCAGCUGUCGGUAAUGGUCACAAUUAUCCAUCAACCCAUCACGUACCUUCGUCGUCGUCGUCGUCGUUGCCGUACGGAAGCGACAUUGGCGGCAGCUGGAACAGUGGCUGGGCCCCGUCCACGGGCAGUUCAUCGGGCGAGUCUCUUUCGCCGCAACCGCUCGGCAGUUUCGAGGACUAUUAUAGUCAGUUGAGCGAUAAGCACCGCUUCUACCGAAACGUGGGCGAGCGAACGCCGGCAGCGGGACCAAAGCCCGCCAGCGUACUGUGCCGAGAUCGCCAGCGUGGCCAUCCGCAAUGCCAUCAAGCUUAAAAUUGACUUCCUGUGACGGGGCCGGAAGUGUAUCGCGGGCGAAAGUUGAUACCAUUCAGUCACCCAUUUCACCGUACAUUAGGCAUAAGGAUGUCAGGCGCGCGAUAGGCCAUCUAAAGGACCUUUCGCGAGCGCGAGAACCUGUACCUGCUAUGGCUGAUGGUGAGAUUAAUAGAGUGAUUGACGGGAUCAAACGCCAAAACGUGGACGCGUCGACUCUGGCGGUGUUGGACCUGCUCGCAGGGAACAAUGCUGGGCAAUAGGAGAUCACACACACACAGAGACAAAAAGAACGUUUACUUUUCCGCUCUAGAGAUUGUGAUUAGAUAAGUGACCAUAAAGAAAAUAAAAAGAGAGAAUGUUCAAGUACAAAAAAAA
Messenger RNA from Anopheles coluzzii, 1797 nucleotides. RefSeq lists its product as uncharacterized. The record is from RefSeq and is a predicted model, not a curated record. The coding region runs from base 478 to 1419 and encodes 313 amino acids. The transcript is spliced from 5 exons. NCBI's taxonomy places the organism in Eukaryota, Metazoa, Arthropoda, Insecta, Diptera, Culicidae.